CAAGUUUUGUAACGAUCCAAUAGGAGGAAGGAAAACAGCAGCUUCACAUUACAGUUGGUCGAAUAACCAGAUUUUUUACAAAUAUAUAAGAAUGCAACUAGUUAGUUAGGUAGCGGUCGACAUUUAAGCAAUUGUUACCUGGAUGAAAAUGUCAUGCUUUCUCAAUUUCAGUCAGGGGGAGGGUUUAGUAUUUUCUUGUAUUUAGUCCAGGGGAGGGUCGUGUAAUUUGCAAUCGAUUUAUAUGUCAAUAUUUGUCAGCAUUUUGGAAUAGCCGAAUUCAAUACGUACAUGUGUAACUUUGGUGUACAACCCUGCUCUCUCUCGUUCUCCUCGCUGAGCUCGGCUGGGUAGGCACUUAGCUUUUCGAUCAGACCCUCUCUGUGCUUGGUGUAUCAGAACGUGGACAUGCAGAGUAUCUGGAGAAUCAAAUGGUGCUCGUAGUGAUGACGUAGGGAGCUAGCGCACAAUAAGGACGGUAGAAAUGCUGCAUUCAAAACAACUGGGAACUCAGAAUUCUCAGACUUCGGUGCAUUCAAGACAACUUGGGAAGGGGGGCGGGAAUACGAGCUCAGACUGGGGAAAAUAGUUUGAAAGGUCAUCCAACUCCGAAUUCAAAGUUGGAAACUCGGGCAUCUUGCUAGGGCUCUGACUUUCCCAACUGAAGAUCACUGACAUUUUGUGUCCUCUUUUGUGUGUGUUGAGUUCCCAGUUGUCUUGAAAGCGCCAAAAAAACCUCUGGUUUAUCACAACAAGCAUGGCGUUGCACAGUUAUGAAAGCACCACAGCUCGUGAAACAUGUAUCUACACUACAAUUUACAGGUUUCUUUGCGGUCUCUGUCCGCUGAAGAGAGUCUAGAAAAGUUUAAUGGAAUUUUGGAGUUGAAUGGAGAUGGUUCCUCAAUGUGGAAAAACGUGAAGUGAUAAAAUCAGGUGUUGGAGGAGUUACUGAGUUUUUCAAGCGAUGUGUUUAUCCUAGGCUGCCUGUUAUUACAUCUGAUUUAUGUUUUUAUUAAAGCAUUAUUCUUACAUUCUAUAGUCAACUUACACACAACACUGACAUGCACUACCCCACCAGCUAUGUGUGACGUUUUAAAUGUAUGUAGAUCUGUCCUUAAUGAGAACUUUUUGUUGACCAAAAUGGUUCCUACUGUUGCCUACUACUAGGUUCAGCUAAUCAAGUGUUAGGCUAUUUGUUAAUAAAACAUGCAUUGAUCUUCUGUUAAGGCUUUUACGUUUUGAAAAAGACUGCCUCUUUACCGGACUUGUUUUUUUAUGUUUUCAACUACCGCUACCAAAGAUUUUAGUGUAUACUUGACUUUGUGGCUGUGUUACCUAGUGGGAACCGGCUACUGGCUAGAUUUUAGAGUAUACUUGACUUUGUGGCUGUGUUACCUAGUGGGAACCGGCUACUGGCUAGAUUUUAGAGUAUACUUGACUUUGUGGCUGUGUUACCUAGUGGGAACCGGCUACUGGCUAGAUUUUAGAGUAUACUUGACUUUGUGGCUGUGUUACCUAGUGGGAACCGGCUACUGGCUAGAUUUUAGUGUAUACUUGACUUUGUGGCUGUGUUACCUAGUGGGAACCGGCUAGUGCUUCCGGUAUGAGGGAGAGUUUAAUGAAAUAUUUAGCUGGCUAAUUCCCUUCCAUACCAACAGGUGGCAGUAACUGAACGAGUCAACUCUUCAAAAGACAGGAAACUAGUUUCUAAACGGCGUGUGAGCUAGAUGUCCUUCCACACAGCAACAAUGGCAGCCUCCAAUACCAAUGUGAUACGGGUGCGAUUGUAUUUUGAUUACCCGCCGCCCUCGGUAUCCGACUGUCGCAUGUGCUGGGUGCUCGUUGAUCUGAACAAAUGCCGGGUGGUAGCAGACAUAGCCAGCGUAAUCAGGGAAAAGUUCGACUUCAGUCGCAGGAGCAUUUUGAGUCUGUUCAUUGAAGACUGCUACCUGCCGCAUACAGAGAGCAUCUACGUAGUCCGAGACAACGACAGCAUCAGAGUGAAGGUGGACACCCUAACCCUUUCGAAUGGAAGUCAGUCCAAGAAGAGGAGGAGAGAUGCCGAGAAGGAGGAGCCCACACAGAACCGAGUGAGUGAAGAGUGGAAGAAAAGAAGAAGAAGAGAAAGAACGAGGAGGGUGAGGAGGCAGAUUCCUACCAGGCUGCAGUUGAAGAGAAGAGGAAAGAAGACAAGAAGAAACAGAAGAAGAAAAAGAAGGAUAAGAAGGUGGAGACCAAAACCACUGCCUCGUCCACAGGACCCUCUCCCACCUCGUCCACAGGACCCUCUCCCACCUCGUCCACAGGACCCUCUCCCACCUCGUCCACAGGACCCUCUCCCACUGUAGUCAAAUCAGACAAAAACACCAAGAAGGCUCCAGCGGCCACAGCAGUAUCUGUUAACGGUAAAGCCACAGCAAAGACCCCGAAUGGGGAAACGGACGACUCUUCUGAUUCCAGUGAAAGCAGUAGUGAGGAGGAGGCCCCCAGUAAAACCCCCAUGCAGAAACUACCCCCCAAAUCAUACUCUGCUAGCUCUACACCCCCUGUCACAUCUAAAGCCACCCCUGUAGUUAAACCCCCAGCCCCCAAUAAGAAACCACGCCCCCCUCCCUCAUCAUCUGAUUCAGACUCCUCAGACUCAUCGGGUGACGAUGCCUCUAGCAAAGCCACCACAGGCCAACCUCCCGUUAAAAACCAGACUCCUCUAUCCAAGCCUGCUGCCACUCCUCCUACCACCAUACCCACAGGCUCCGGAGCUGGUCCUAGGGACAAAACCACCCCCUCCAGCCUUCCUUCCUCAGGUCCCAGGACCUCUGUAUCCCCUGGCCAGAGAGCUAAUGCUCCAGGGCCAGGCUCUUCUGCAGUGCAGAAGGCCCAGAGGAGACCUGAGAGCCCAGGCUCAAGUAGUAGUAGUAGUAGUAGUGAGGAGGAGAUCCAGCUGGUUAUCAAACAACCGGGCCUGGGGAUGGGAAUAGUCCCUGCUAUGGCAGCAGAACCCACCUGGAGAGGCCGAGGCAGGGGAAGCCCUAGGGGUGCGGAGAGAGGUGGGGGUAGAGGGGUUAGGGGUAGAAGGGAUGGAGGCCAGGGUUGGGGAGGUAGAGGGGAGUGGGACAGGGGUCCUCGUGGUGGAGGUAGAGGGGAGUGGGACAGGGGUCCUCGUGGUGGAGGUAGAGGGGAGUGGGACAGGGGUCCUCGUGGUGGAGGUAGAGGGGAGUGGGACAGGGGUCCUCGUGGUGGGGGUAGAGGAGGGAGAGGAGAUAAUGCAGGGUUUUAUUUCAACUAUGAAGGUGAACAGCAGACUCAUCAGCAGCCACCAUCGUACCAGAAGGACUCCCUGAUUAACAGCUCUGUGGUGUUCCAGAACCCAUCAGAGAGUGUCCCCAAGAGGGACUACAGUGAGAUGCCCCUCCUAGCUGCUCCCCCUCAGGACGGACAGAAGAUCGCCUUCAAGCUGCUGGAGCUGACAGAGAACUACACACCAGAGGUGUCUGAGUAUAAGGAGGGGAAAAUCAUUCAUUUUGACCACAGCACCAAACAGAUUGAGCUAGAACUGCUCUCUGCUUAUCAAGCCCCGGUGGAGCCGGGGAAGUUUGACCUGGUGUAUCAGAACGCUGACGGAUCAGAGAGUGUGGAGUACGCCGUGUCCCGUGGCUCCAGGGUGACUGAACGUUGGGACUCGCUGCUGGAACCCAGGCUAGUUGUUGGGAAAUUGAGCUGAGGAACAAGAUGGACGUUCUUGGUCGACUUGGCCCAGGCAUUUCUGAAACACUAGCCCAUUCCCCCCCAUUGACUUCCCCAGUAUUGGUCAAAUUAUAAUAAUUCGGCACACAACCCCAAUUUAGACUCGGCUUAAGAUGGACCAGCCCAAAUCUGGCAUUUGCCAGAUCUGCCCCAUGGCCAGUCCGUUUCUGGUUGGGAGGAUGGACUGGGGCUUGUUCUGACAGCCCCAUAGAUGGUUUACCCUGGACCCAGAUGAAGCUGCAGAUGUUCCAUUGAGCAUGAUUAUUUUUAGUUCAGGAGUAGAGCCUUAAUCUGGGUCUGGGAAACCAGCCUUAAUGUCACCAUGUGGUUGAGUUUACAGUCUGAUGAAGAGCUGUAUACUGGUAUCUAUUUUACCUUACCAAACACCUUAUCCCAGCCUUACCCCUUUUUAUAUUACCCUGCUCCUCCCUACACUGGGGGAUUCAGCCUGAGGGCAGGAUUUUGUUCCAGCACAACAACAACAAAAAAUCUGGUCAAUUCCUCUUCAAGUCAAUUUUCAGAUAUGAACUAAUUCAGGAUGUUUUUUAUGAAGAUUUGUUCAAUUCAAUGGUUUUGAGUUUCAGUUUAUUUCCUCAGUAGACAAGAGUUAAAAUGAAAUUGACCAGAACCGUGGAUUCAGCUAAUCAAAGUCUGGAUUAAAGCUAUUGAUUAGUUCUGGGUGUGAUGAGCACCAUUUUAAUGACUCACUCAAACCUUCUAAUGUUGUAUUGUGGAAGGGAGGGUACAGGGUAGGUUGACAAACCUAAUGUAUUGUGGAAGGGAGGGUACAGGGUAGGUUGACAAACCUAAUGUUGUAUUGUGGAAGGGAGGGUACAGGGUAGGUUGACAAACCUAAUGUUGUAUUGUGGAAGGGAGGGUACAGGGUAGGUUGACAAACCUAAUGUUGUAUUGUGGAAGGGAGGGUACAGGGUAGGUUGACAAACCUAAUGUUGUAUUGUGGAAGGGAGGGUGCAGGGUAGGUUGACAAACCUAAUGUUGUAUUGUGGAAGGGAGGGUGCAGGGUAGAUUGCAUAAGUACCAUCAAAUAUGUUAUUUAAUCUUUGGUCUCUAUUUUCUUUUCUUUUUUCUUUUUACACAUUGAUAUAACUGUGAAUGUCCCAUCUCGAUUUUUUUUUUUUUUUAACUUGUUUGUAAGAUAAUAAAGUUUGAUAUCCUA
Messenger RNA from Salmo salar (Atlantic salmon), 4918 nucleotides. RefSeq names its product coilin p80 (gene coil). Gene Ontology annotation, cellular component: Cajal body. The record is from RefSeq and is a predicted model, not a curated record. Gene Ontology annotation, biological process: spliceosomal snRNP assembly. Gene Ontology annotation, molecular function: U2 snRNA binding; U1 snRNA binding. Lineage: Eukaryota; Metazoa; Chordata; Actinopteri; Salmoniformes; Salmonidae.